Molecule: messenger RNA, 717 nt
Organism: Rotaria sp. Silwood2
Lineage: Eukaryota; Metazoa; Rotifera; Eurotatoria; Philodinida; Philodinidae
Source: the annotation of a GenBank genome assembly
AUGGAAGCCUUGAAGCUGCAAUAUUCACGAACUACAAAUUGUACUCAAGAGUUUGAUCCAGAUGGAGAGUAUGCAUUCGAGGUACUAUGCUCAGAACAAGAUACUCGUGAAUGUGCAAGAUUGACAGCUCAUUCAUUUUCCAGUUCUAAUCCCAUGACCGUCUUCAAAGGUAUAUCACCUGAUAUAUACUACGAAAAUGUUGCCUUGCCACUGAUGAUGUCUGUUAUCGAUCAACGACUCUCCUUAUUCGCUCGACAACGUGCUACAGGUGAAAUCGUAGGGUGCAUUAUUGCUGCAGAUUUCUAUCUAAAGCCUCAUUAUAAUGUGACAACCAUGAGCGGUAUUGCUCAUGAAGACUUGAUUGCUGAUCUCGAUACAAUGAGCUAUGGGGACUUCAACUUGGAAGAACAACUUACUCCCAAUUCAGUGUUAUAUUUUCUAUUGCAAGCAACAAAAGUAGGCGAAGAAGGCAAAGGUGUAGCCAGUCGAUUAAUACAAUUGGCAUGCGACUAUGCUCGCAAGACAAAAGGAUUUAAAUAUGCGCAUGCACAAUCAUCGAACCCAGCCAUGAGGCAUAUUUACGCGAAGAUGGGCGGUCAGGUGACAUCACAAAUCGAUCCGACCACCUGGAUAUGGAAAAAUGGCGGUAGCGGUAACGAAUAUCCUUUCAGAGAAUGGAGUGCUGGGCCCCUUCCGAACAUACGGAUCCGCUUGUGA